AUGGAGCCUGCCGACUCGAGCUCUCCCUGGCGAUUCGCCCAAUGCUUUGGUGACAAGGGUGACGUAGAAGACAUUACAGAGGCUGAUAUCAUAUCUACCGUCGAGUUUGACCACACGGGUGAUUAUCUCGCGACAGGAGAUAAGGGUGGUCGUGUUGUGUUGUUCGAGAGAAACGAACAGAAACGGGGCUGCGAAUACAAAUUCUAUACCGAAUUUCAAUCUCACGAACCGGAAUUUGAUUAUCUGAAAUCGUUAGAAAUUGAAGAAAAGAUCAAUAGAAUCAAAUGGUGUAAAAGACAAAAUGCUGCUCAUUUCCUGCUUAGUACCAAUGACAAAACCAUCAAAUUGUGGAAGGUUUUCGAUAAGCAAAUCAAGGUGGUUGCCGAAAACAACCAUUCUGAUGGCUAUGCAGGAGGUGGUAAUGGUCCAUCACAACCUCCCCUUCGCUUACCCCGCAUGACAACCCACGAUUCUAUCACUGCUGCCGUUCCUCGCAAAGUUUACGCCAACGCCCACGCCUAUCACAUUAAUUCCAUAUCAGUCAAUUCCGAUGGAGAAACGUAUAUUUCUGCUGAUGAUUUGAGGAUCAACUUGUGGAACUUGAACAUCAGUGAUCAAAGUUUCAACAUUGUUGACAUCAAACCUGUCAAUAUGGAAGAAUUAACCGAAGUCAUCACUGCUGCCGAAUUCCAUCCAAUACAUUGCAACCUUUUCAUGUAUUCUAGCUCGAAGGGUACCAUCAAGCUGGCGGAUAUGAGAGAUUCUGCUCUAUGUGAUCAACACUCCAAACAAUUUGAGGAAGAGGAAGACCCUACCCAAAAAUCGUUCUUUUCCGAAAUCAUCUCGUCUAUAUCAGAUGUCAAAUUCUCACAAGAUGGACGAUAUAUCUUGUCUCGGGAUUACCUAACCCUCAAGAUAUGGGAUAUCAACAUGGAGAACAAGCCUGUUAAAACUAUCAACAUCCACGAUCAUCUGAGGCAAAAGCUUUGUGAUUUAUAUGAGAAUGAUUGCAUCUUUGAUAAGUUCGAAUGCACUUUCAGCGGUGAUGGAAGCCAAGUUUUGACCGGAUCAUAUCACAACUACUUCCGUAUCUAUGAUGUCAAUGGCGAUAACGAUGUCGUUUUGCAAGCGGACAAAUCUGCAUUCAAGGCGAAGAAGAUAGGUGGAGCAAGGGGUAAAGCCCCAGGAAAGAAGGAAGGAAUGCAGACUGAAGGAAUAGACUUUGCGAAGAAGAUCUUACAUGCGAGCUGGCACCCUAAAGAGAAUACCAUUGCUAUUGCCGCUACCAACAAUUUGUGA
This is a messenger RNA of Kwoniella botswanensis, 1299 nucleotides long. Its product is annotated as protein phosphatase PP2A regulatory subunit B. Gene Ontology annotation, molecular function: protein phosphatase regulator activity; protein binding. Bases 1 to 1299 code for a protein of 432 amino acids. The transcript has 10 exons. The record is from RefSeq and is a predicted model, not a curated record. NCBI's taxonomy places the organism in Eukaryota, Fungi, Basidiomycota, Tremellomycetes, Tremellales, Cryptococcaceae. Gene Ontology annotation, cellular component: cytosol; protein phosphatase type 2A complex.